AUGGCAACCGACGCAGCUGCACCCACCAAAUCCUUCAUCAUCAAGCAUAUGAACACCAGCCAUGCCGACACGCUCUCUCUCUACCUACGCGCCUACUGCGGCGUCUCCGCCCACUUCGCCCAUCCCGCCAUCCUCCAAGACAUCUCCCACUCCGACCUCCUCAUCACCGCAAAAGGAACCCGCUACAGCGUCCCCAUCAACCCACCCAUGACCUCCUUUGCCGAAGCCCGCGCCCGCGUCGUCGCCAUGCACAAGGACUCUCUGCAGCGCCUCGGCCUCUCCGACAUUACCAUCGCCGAGUACCGGCCCCCGCAGGGGCUCCAGAUCGUCUCGCUAGCCCUGGUGGUCGCUACGCUGGUGGUGUUUGGUCGGCGGAGCAAUUUCCUGCCGGGGAGUGCAUUCUACGAGACGGUGGGCUUGGACCGGCAUCCGGUGUUUACGCGGUUCUGCUACGAUGUUGCGCCGGUGGUGGUUGGGUUAUUGCUAGGCGUGCAUUUGGUGGAGGCGACGCUGUUGGCGAUUAAGAGGUUGAGGCCGCAUGGGGUGCGGGUUGCGUCUGGGUUGUGGGUUGCGUGGAUUGUGUCGAAUUUCGUGGAAGGGUUUCCAGUGUGGCGGCGGUUUGAUGAGAUGGUGAGGGAGGAGCGGAUGAAGAGGGAGCGGAGGAGUGAUUAA
Molecule: messenger RNA, 672 nt
Organism: Aspergillus fischeri NRRL 181
Lineage: Eukaryota; Fungi; Ascomycota; Eurotiomycetes; Eurotiales; Aspergillaceae
Product: DUF2470 domain-containing protein
Exons: 1
Coding region: 1-672 (223 amino acids)
Source: RefSeq, a predicted model, not a curated record